This is a messenger RNA of Lytechinus variegatus (green sea urchin), 2028 nucleotides long. Its product is annotated as golgin subfamily A member 6-like protein 2. The record is from RefSeq and is a predicted model, not a curated record. The coding region runs from base 839 to 1828 and encodes 329 amino acids. NCBI's taxonomy places the organism in Eukaryota, Metazoa, Echinodermata, Echinoidea, Temnopleuroida, Toxopneustidae. The transcript is spliced from 2 exons.
AUCAUGGUUAGGCACGCUCACGCAUCACAAGAGGGCGCUUUUUCGCGAGCUCGGUUCGCUGUACAAAAAUUGCGACCGGCGGCGGCAGCGUGACGAAGCGAAAUUGAGCUCCAGAGCCAUGGCAUGGCGUUAUUCAAUUCACUCAUACAUGUAUAACAUCGAAUACCACCAAAAUGAUUGAGACACCAUAUGGCUGUGUGACGUAUAGACUUACCAUCUGACUCAUCGGCACUUCCAGCGGACCAACGAACGACGAUCGAGAGGCCUGGAAAAUCACUUGUUUCAUUAUCUAUUCCUGAAAAUGCUAAAUCGAGUCCAUUAUCAACUCAUCAUCCGCAUGUCUGGCGACUGGCGAGAAAAUUUCCAGGCCGAUUGUGAACAUCAGUCCAGGCCAAGGAUAAAGCCAUGAACGACCAAAUCUGGCUAAUGCCAGAUGACAAGAUCUCUACGCAGGAUUACAGCUAGCAUAUGACUAGCUUGAGAAAUUUAAAUAUUCAAGAAAGAAACAUAAGAUUCUUAUCUAUUAUUUUUUUAUUAUUUAGAUUUCUGUUUUGUUUUUGUUUGAAUUUUUCGUUCUAUUUUUUGUGUUUUGUUCUUGUAAAAAAAUGAUUUCUGUUUCAUGGACUCCUAACAAUUUCAGCACCAUUUAUUGCACAUAUUUUUUUUCUGCACUGGGAAAGGGAAGGGUAAUUUUUCUUCCAGUACUUUAUCAUGAGGUCUCAUGACUUUUAUCUUAAUGGCACUUAUGUUCUCAGGAAUUUUUCUUCAUGUAUGAACUUAACUGUGGUCUUAAAUCUGAAUUAUGGAAUUGUAAUAACUAUUAUUCAAUUGCUUAAACAUGUUAAAGGGUUUUUCAGCAAGGUUGCAUCAUUAUUUUGCCUUCCAGAUAUUAUAUUGUUUGGCUUUAAUAUUUAAGAUCAUGGCCAAAAUGUCAGAAGAGGUGGAUCUGCUCCAGCUACCAGCUGAUAGGAUUACUAAUGAAGUUAUCAUUGACCUACUGCCAAAACUCACGAGAGGAGAGGGAAUUACAUGGUCAAAAUUUUAUGAAAUAGUUCAAAACAAAUAUGAUGCUGAAUGUACUUUAAAGGCCCUUCAGACCAAGAUAACAAGAAUCUAUGGAAGGUACUUGAAACUAAACAAAACAAAACAAACUAAGGACGAAAAUGAUGUGAAGGUCAACUAUCUGCAAGAACCUUUCAAGCCCCCAGGAAAAGUUGUUCGACCUCCAAAGCAUGCUAAAGUAGACCAAGAUGAAGAUGCUGGUAGUCCUAAAAAGAGAAAAGUCUAUUCCAAUGAUCAAGUAGAAAAUUUGGGAAAAGAACUUGAGAGAUUCAAGGACAUGGUGCAAAAAACAGAGAGGGAAGUAAUGACUUACAAAAAGAAAGUGAAGCACCUUGAGAAGGAACUGAAAAAGAAUAAAGAAAAGGUUCAGUCUUUCACAUCUAUAUUUGGCAGUGUAAGAGGUGGAAGAAAACGGAUUACCGAAACAAUAAAGCGACUUAAACAAUCUAAAAGGGAAUGGAGGGUAAACUACCAAAUGACAAAGAGUGAAGAAAAACGGAAGACAAUUGAAAUCACGAGACUUCGAGCACAAUUGCAAGAAGAAAAGAGAAGACGUCAAAGAAUUCAAAAGAAAUACACAGAGCAAGAAAAAAUCAAGGUAGCCCAGAAGCAACAGGAGAUUGAACAACUCAAAGAAACUGUUGAAAAUCUUCAAUAUGAAAAAGACAAGUCCCAUCAUCCUCAACAAAUCCAAACCAAGAUUGGAAAGUCCUACACCCCUCAGAUCAGAGAAGCAUCCUACUAUUUACAGGUUGGGUUUGAAUAAAAUUGAUUUAUAAAAAAUAAAGUGAUAGGAAUUAAGUCAUAUAAUGUUCAUAAUAGUAAUUUGGAGGUUCCCCUUUUGACAUUUUUAAUAUGUAAAACGGGUAAUUGAUCAGAUACAUGAUUAUUUCCUGAGAUACUUUACUGGAAACUGAUCACAAAGACCCUAUUUCAUAGAAUAUUGUAUUAUGGUAACUUUGCCAA